This is a messenger RNA of Sphenostylis stenocarpa, 468 nucleotides long. The record is from the annotation of a GenBank genome assembly. Lineage: Eukaryota; Viridiplantae; Streptophyta; Magnoliopsida; Fabales; Fabaceae.
AUGGUGAUCCACUUCACCAGAGGAGCAAGCCAAGAAACUGGAACAGGAACAAUCUUGGACCGUCUCCUUAUAAGUUCGCCACCCCUUCAUCUUACUUCUGAUACUUUAUGUCCGAGAUGUGGUGACCAAACAAGAACUGAUGGUGUCAUCUCCAAAGCUAUAGGAGGCACUUGCACCACUGCAUCUUCUGAUCCAACUGAAGAUGUCCUUCAACGUUUGCUUGUAGCCACAAAUAUCAGUGGAGGGCCGAGUCGACAAGCAGCAUCUUGCGUAGCUGUUGCUAGUGUUGUAGUUUCUUCACCACUUAUAUUGAUGACUUUUAGCUUUGGUGGUCUUGCAUUGGUAGGAUGUGGCAUGUAUUGUGUUAGCAGAUACGUUUCUGAUAUUGGAGUACGCAGUGAUGUAACUAAAGUACCAGUGGAGAAGAUAACUGAAUUGGGCAACGAAGAUGGACUAGAGUCUAGAUAG